This is a messenger RNA of Drosophila subpulchrella, 3417 nucleotides long. RefSeq lists its product as uncharacterized. The record is from RefSeq and is a predicted model, not a curated record. The transcript is spliced from 6 exons. The coding region runs from base 136 to 3090 and encodes 984 amino acids. Lineage: Eukaryota; Metazoa; Arthropoda; Insecta; Diptera; Drosophilidae.
GCGUUGAGCAAAAUUGGUAUCUUGUAUUAAACAAGCGAGCGAAGGCCUUUUUGUUGUCGUUCCCCGCAAUGAAUUAGGUCUUCAAACCAAGUGUUUUAAGAUAAGCAUAAAGAUUCGCUCAUCCCAUCGCUGGACAUGGAUAUCCUGGACAUCGAUGAGGCGCUAAAGGAUGAUUCAUAUAUAUUUCUGGCGGAUAAGACCCACGACGAUGUCUCCAACAUAUUGCAGCAGUGGAAGACGAACAACCAGCCGCCGUUGCAAUUGCACUUGCAGUACAACAACGAGGCCUUCAAACACAAUUCUAAAACGUUCACCCGCCCAAAGCGUCGGAAUCUGGAUUUCAGCCAAAAUGGAGCAGGAAAUGAUAGCGGAGUUGGAACCGGAGCGGUCUCGGGUACCCCGGCCAUGCUUCAGUUGGAAAUUGGCGGUCUGGUCACCACGAAUAUGCACAAAUCCUUCCUGCAAGACACCUCGCCUCCGUCUUCCAUAUGCUCCUCUAUGAACACGGAGCGAAUGAACAAUUCGCUUAUCACAUCGGCGGACUUCACGAACCUAAACUUCCUCCAAUCCACAAUCGGCCUGGAGCAAGAGCCUAGCCUAACCACCACACUUACCAACCAGACGACAGAUAACAUGGGAAUGGGCGGCGGCUUAGGCGGAUAUACGCUAAGUGACAUGAUUCGGGAUCGCAAGGCGCUAGAGUCGUUGACCAUGUGCGAGGAAGAUGGCACCCUUAUCAAGGACUCGCACAUCGGCCAGAUCGACGAAAUAUCUUUGACUCUGAGCAAAACCGCUUCCGGCUGCAGUACUAUGGACAACAGCACAGACAGCAUGUCCAUCCCCUUGGCAGCGGAUCGAACGAUGCCCGCAGUGUUGCCUGUUGUUUGUCCUGCCCUGCAGCGUACCAUGAUUCUGGGCGAGGAAAUGAUUGGCGACACCACUUUUAACCUGGUGGAUAGCCUCACAACAUCCGCCCUGCAGUCAGAAUCUGUGUCCCUGCCAGUGGAUGGAAAUGCGACCUUCAAGAAGCCCAAUGCGAGUGCUGCACAGGCUGACGAGACUCAGGUGUUGACAGGAAGGCAGAUGAACACUACCUUCACUGAAGGUUGCAACACUCCAGAGGGCCGCUGCGAAACACCCGAGAAUAUUGACCGAAAGCUGGCCUUGCUCACCAUGGAAUCCUCCACCCCACUGACAACAAACAUGCGCUCCCACUGCUACCACAACAACAACAACAAUAAUAAUAACAAGACAGGAUAUACCCCCACCCUAAAGGGACGUGGUGACAUUAACCUGUCCCCGAUUGUUAACGCUACUCCGCAAAAACAAGUCAGUGCAGCACCAGGGCGACAUAACAACACCUUUGAGCCCGCGGUCAAGACAGCUCCAUUCAAUGGCGAGAAGUUCGUGCUGGACACAAUGGAGCUGCUAGAGCAGAUCGAACAGCCGCUGGAUGGCACCUACAGCCUGCAAAUGUCCGAACAGCACAAGCAGAUGCAGUGCGUCAUGGACUUGGCCGAGGCGGAGGUGGAGAUGUUGGCACAGCAAGGCGACGAGGAGCAAUUCGAGCACAUGCUUUCCGAGUUAGGAAAGGUCAACACGCUAAACAAGGAGCAACUAAAAAUGCAGAAGUCGUUGGAAACCAUCAAGCGCCGCUUCCACAGGGAUGAGCCGGAGUCAGAGGAACGGGAAGAGGAGCAGCCUCAGUCGACAGCUCAAAAGGUUGAAACCCCAGUUCUCAACCAGAGCCACUCCAGCAGCAACAGCAGCGGUGGUGGUGGCGAACGGCUGCUCAGUCGUCGAAGUCGCCUCUACGACGAUGUCAACCUGAGUGCUAUGCACGGCAGCAAUGCCAGCUCGGCCAGCGGCAGCUCUGCCUCAUUCAUCGUCCAACGGAGAGAUAUGCCACACACGGAGCAAUCAGCACCCGAACCUGAACCCGAGCCAGCGGAGGAGCCUCCGAAGUCCCAGGUGGCUACAGAGACUGACCCGUCCAGCUAUAAGCUGCCGGAGCGAAGGGAGCGGGAUCGGGAUCGCUUCAAGACCAUUAAGAUUUCAAAAGAGAUGCGACUCCAGCAAGAGAUUAUUGUGCCUUGUAUAGACGAUGAACCACAACACCUAGAGGGACAGCAAGAGCAGUUGGUGGAAGAUGUUCAGCACGAGGAGGAGGAGCGGCAGGGCUCUCCACCUGGUCGUCUUUCUCGUCGAGAUCAGAACAGCGUGUUAAACAACAAAGCAGAGAGUAAUGCAAGUAACUAUCUGACCUACAAAAAGCCCAAGGAAAAGAGCCUGCUUCAAAGACGCCCUCUGCAGCAAGAAGCACCGCCACCAGCGGAGCCGGCGCCUGCGUCGACUCUCCCCCAGCCGCGCUCUCUCUCCCGGCCUCGCUACAUCAGUGGUCUGCAAAAGUUUACCACGGUGAGCAAAGCCACAUCCGCCGGAGCCGGCCUAAACGCCACCCCUGCAGCUACUAUGCCAGCAACUGUCACAGUGCCGGCCACCGGUAGCGGAGAGUUGAAGAGUCCCAUGGGCAUUAAGUCCAAAUCGUUCCACAAUUUGUCCUCCACGAUGAGCGGCAUUGGUGCUGGAGCCCUGCCAAGACCCAGUUUGGGUGGUGGUCUACGUCGACCGGGUGCGCAGCCCAGCAAGCUGAUGAGCGGAUUACGCGGAGCAACGCAGACCCAGGAAGAUGACUCUGGUGUAUUUAAAGUGCCCAAGUUGGUCAGUGGACUUCGUGCUCCUGGUCUUGCUGGUGCCAAACGGGCAGGUGCAAAUGGACUGGCACGUCCAUCAUCGGGAUAUUACAGUCUUAGUGUUAAAACGGCUCCAGAGGCGGAAACUCCUGAGAGCCUCUCGUCAGCCUCCUCGCGUGGCAGUCUCUAUGGAAACAAGGACUCCGGCAGACCCGUAAACGGCGGAAAUGUUCCUCAGCAGAAUCCCCAGCACACUUUCGACAUGCAGGCGCUCUCCUCGAAGCUUACCCAGGUGACCACGGGAGCCACUGGCAUACCGAAGCCCUCGGGUUUGCGGCCACCCUCGCAAAUGAAGCGCAGCGGUCUGCCAAGGCCUUCCAGCAUUGUUAGGCGCUGAGAGCAGCAGAUCACUUUCUCCGCCGCCGAUUGUACGCCCAUGUCACAUCCCCCGCCUGAACCGAAUUUCCAUGUUAUCCCUAAAAUAGUCUAUCAUUUUUUGUACUUUGUGUUUAGCUCUCUUUAUCAUCCCCCCAUACAAGCUCCACUUGCCUAGUGAUUUCGAGGCACUAGCAAUUAUUUUUAUGAAUUAAUAUUACGACAAAUUAUGCAUUUAGUUGAACGAUACAGAAACAGAGAACUUGGCGACUUGUAAAACAAUUAGGCACCCCAUACAUUUAUAUAUAGAACAAAUACAUAACCACGAACUUUGCCUUACGAAUCAUAA